Molecule: messenger RNA, 3730 nt
Organism: Gadus macrocephalus (Pacific cod)
Lineage: Eukaryota; Metazoa; Chordata; Actinopteri; Gadiformes; Gadidae
Gene: sox8a
Product: SRY-box transcription factor 8a
Exons: 3
Coding region: 222-1766 (514 amino acids)
Biological process (GO): negative regulation of transcription by RNA polymerase II; neural crest cell development; morphogenesis of an epithelium
Cellular component (GO): nucleus
Molecular function (GO): RNA polymerase II cis-regulatory region sequence-specific DNA binding; DNA-binding transcription factor activity, RNA polymerase II-specific
Source: RefSeq, a predicted model, not a curated record
CUCAUGCCAGUAUAAGGAAACAAGACAGCAGGAAAAACAAACAAGCUUUAGGAAAAUAGAGGAGCACGCUUUUUCUUAAAUAUGUUGAAGGAGUAAGCAUGACAAAGCGUGCGUAAAAAGCGCGUUCUCCAUUUAAAUAGACUUUCAACGGAGGGAAGGGAUCCAAAGAACAAUAUCAUCUUUUUGGGGGGAAUUUCAUCUGUUAUCAAAAAAAAAAGGAAAUGUUAAAAAUGACGGAUGAGCAUGACAAGGCUGUCCACGAGCCGCCGUGCAGCCCUUCGGGCUCCAACUGCUCCAUGUCUCAGGACGAGUCGGACUCGGACGCUCCGUCCUCCCCGACUGGCUCCGACGGCCAGGGAUCGCUGCUCUCCGGCAUGGGCAAGAAGCUUGACCCGGAGGAAGACGACCGCUUCCCAGCCUGCAUACGGGACGCGGUUUCUCAGGUGCUCAAGGGAUACGACUGGUCCUUGGUGCCCAUGCCCGUCCGAGGGAACGGCUCGCUGAAGAUGAAGCCCCACGUGAAGAGACCCAUGAACGCGUUCAUGGUGUGGGCUCAGGCGGCGCGCCGAAAGUUAGCGGAUCAGUAUCCCCACCUGCACAACGCCGAGCUCAGCAAGACCCUGGGGAAACUUUGGCGCCUGCUCUCUGAGAACGAGAAGCGGCCGUUCGUGGAGGAAGCCGAGCGCCUCCGGGUGCAGCACAAGAAGGACCACCCCGACUACAAGUACCAGCCCCGCCGGCGGAAGAACGUGAAGCCGGGGCAGGGGGACUCCGACUCGGGCGACCUGGCCCACCAGAUGUACAAGGCUGAGCCCGGUCUGGGGGGGCUGGCGGGCAUGAGCGACGGCCGGCACCACCCCGACCACACAGGCCAGCCCCACGGCCCCCCGACCCCGCCCACCACCCCCAAGACGGACCUGCACCACCCAGGCGCCAAGCCGGACAUGAAGCCCGAGGGCCGGCGGCUGAUGGAGGGCGGCCGGCAGAACAUCGACUUCAGCAACGUGGACAUCUCUGAGCUCAGCACCGACGUCAUCAGCAACAUGGAGGCCUUCGACGUGCACGAGUUCGAUCAGUACCUGCCGCUCAACGGCCACGCCGCCGCCGCCUCCUCCGCCAUGCUGUCCCUGGACCACCACCACCACCACCACCACCACCACCCGCACCACCCCCACCAGGGCCCCGGGCCCACGGGGCUGUGCGGAGGCGGCUCCUACCAGUCCCCGUACGGUCACCUCGGCCACGGCGGCCCGGCGUGGAGCCGCAAGGCCGCCCCGGCCACGCCCGGCGGCGCGGGGAGCGGCAGCGGCGGCGGCGGCGGCGGCGGCGGCGGGAUGCCGACGCCCCCGUCCCCGGGGGGAGAGGCGGGGCUCCACCGCGCCCACAUCAAGACGGAGCAGCUGAGCCCGAGCCACUACAGCGAGCACUCCCACAGCUCCCCGUCCCAACCCGAGUACGGCCCCUUCAGCGGCCAGGCCUGCGUCUCCUCCUCCUCCUCCUCCUCCUCCUCCUCUUCCUCCGCGGCGCCCGCCCCCCCGGCCGCCUUCUCCAGCCCCCCCCAGUGUGACUAUACGGACCUGCAGGGCUCCAGCUACUACAGCCCGUACUCGGGGUAUGCCUCCGGCCUCUACCAGUACCCCUACUUCCACUCCUCCCGGCGGGCCUACGGGAGUCCCAUCCUCAACAGCCUGUCCAUGGCCCCCGCCCACAGCCCGUCCGGCUCCGGCUGGGACCAGCCCGUUUACACCACCCUGUCCAGACCCUAACCGGCUGGAGUGGGGAGGGGGAGGGGAUUAGGCGGUGUCCCUGGGUGCACCUCCCCCCCCCCCCCCCAGAGCACUGAGACUCCGUUCAAGAAGAUAAUGCACUACUAUAACAGGAAGGCAGCAGAGAGAGAGAGAGGAAGGUGGCGCUCGCGGCUGCACGACCCGACAAACAAAAGCAAAACAAAUGACAUAAAAGUGCCUGCUGAUUUUAUACAAAGUGUAUCCGUGUGACGAAGAAGAACUCUAAAACAAACACACGCAGAAACCACACGGCGAUGGACGUUUUACACAGUGAUGAAACGUGUGGCUGGCAAGUCAAACUCCUCCGUGAGGACAUAUUGCCUCCGCCUACCUUCGUUCCAGUUUCGUAUCGCACGUGUCGAUUGUGCGUGCGCGUGUUGCUGUGCGUGCACACAACAUGUGUGUGUGUGUGUGUGUGCUCGUGAUUGCACACUUGAGGCAAAAAGCAAAGGCCUGUCAAAGAGUUUUUCUAGGAGGAAGAAAUUGUUGGCCUGAAUCCGUUGACAAACAGAUGGAGAUUCAGCUCCAUCGGGUAAGGUGCCCAGGCCCAAUUAAGACAAUUUGCGUCUCGGUGAUAAUGGCCAUAACUACAUUCUAAAAGAUCUGGCAGCGACAACAUCAUACGGCAUAACUCAAUGGCUCAUUUUGAAUCUUUAAGUGUCACUUGGCUUAGAAGUCUUAAAUGUAUUUAUGUUCAGUACUUUAUUUCUUACCAUUUCUGUUUUUUCUUAAGUAUACACAUAUAAUGUGGGCGUGGUUAUUUACAUUAUUGUUUUUGUCACGAAUGAUAAAGAAAAACCAGACAACUCGACAUGGAUGGAUGGAUCGGGCAGUGAGGUACAGAGAGGGUACGAAGGGGUUGCGGUUCGAUAUCGUUCCGUUUCACCACCAUUCACAAGAGGUCAGCCCUGUUCCGGGGUAUGUUUGCGGGAGGACCGAUGCCGGACACAACAGGUGUCAGAAAGCUAUGCUUGGCGAAUUGCGAUUAGUCAUGAUGGGGGGGUUAAAGGAAAUGGGGUAAGAUAACACCGAGCGCACUGAGUGACAUGUCAGCUGGGUCUCCUGUUUGCAAGGAUGCAGAAACAACGACACAUGGAUGUGUGUGUGUGUGUGCGUGUGUGCGUGCGUGCGUGUGUGUGCGUGUGUCUAUGUGUGAUUUUGGAUUGUGUAUAUGUGUGUGGGGGAUUUUUCAUGUGUGUGUACGUGUUUGAGAGUGUGCAUAUGGGAUUUUGCAAGUGUGUGUGUGUGCCAUGUGAUUUGUGGUUUUAUAUUUGUAUGUAUGUGAUGUGUCUCUGCAAGAAAGGGGAAGGGAUAAAAGAGGUGCUCUCUAAGCCUGUAUCACGUUGCAUCACAACUUCUCACACAGUAAAACCCCUUUUGCUCUAAUGGACGAGGAACUUGGAGUGAGAAGUUUAAUAUUAAAGGAUAAUUUUUCGCCAGAAGAAGGCGUUUAAAUAAGAGAGUGUGAUUCCCUUUCUCCCCCCCCUUUCAUCUCUUGAGUCGAGUGCCAACUCCCUGCACGGUCUCCCUUAGAAAACCACGUCAUUUGUGCCUUUUAAAUGCUUUUCAGCCCGUACCGCGAUAUGAAUUCUAAAUUAACAAAUUCCCAUGCCGCUUGCAUUCAGUUCUUCACAACAUUCAGACACGGAUACGUUCUUUUGAUAAUAUACUUUGUUUGUUAUCAUUCCUUACACUCUUUGGUUUCGAUACCGUUUAUGUUAUGAUUUGAAAGCUAUAAAACUCUGUGCUCAGAUUUCUCUUCAGUGUUUUCACAGUGUUUUGUAUAUUUUUAUUGUGUACAAUUGAAAAAACAAAAAAGGCUGUGAAUGUACUUUCUUUUUGAAUUAUUAACUACAGAUUCAUUCCUACCCGCACAGCUAAUACAUUUUCUCUGGCCAUUUUUGUGAAUGUAAAAUAAAAUAAAACAUUUUCUUGAUAUUGAA